CUUUACUACCACUUAACCUACUAGUACCACUAACUACUACUUUUAUAUAUAUAUAUAGAUAUAUAAAAUACGUAUAUAUAUAUAUAUAUAUAUAUAUACAUUUACAUUUACUUUUUACAUUUUUCGACGUACAUCUUUUGAGACAAUCUAUCCAGAUGACAAACCUUCCAGUUGUAGUGAUGGACAAUGGUACCGGCUUUUCAAAGCUUGGUUUUAGUGGUAACAAUGAACCUUCGUUUGUGUUUCCUACUGCCAUUUCGACUCGCGAAACUCCCUCGGCAUCCGGACGCCCAGGUGUGCCCUCCAAACCUUCGUUCUUGAGUAACAAUUUGGCGUCAAAGCGUGGUAUCGAAGAUCUGGACUUUUAUAUCGGCGACGAGGCAUUGGCACAGAGCAAAACCAUGGCGCUCAACUAUCCUAUUCGCCACGGCCAGAUUGGCAACUGGGAUCAUAUGGAGCGGUUUUGGGAACAGUCGAUCUUCAAGUACUUGCGUUGUGAACCCGAAGAUCAUUAUUUCCUAUUGACAGAACCUCCUCUUAACGCUCCUGAGAACCGUGAGAUGACUGCCGAGAUCAUGUUCGAGUCAUUCAAUGUCCAGGGUCUUUACAUUGCUGUCCAGGCCGUUCUGGCCUUGGCUGCAUCCUGGACUUCCAACAAAGUUAGCGAACAGACCUUGACAGGUACCGUUGUUGAUUCUGGAGAUGGUGUUACCCACGUUAUUCCAGUGGCUGAAGGUUAUGUGAUCGGAAGUUCUAUCAAAAGUAUUCCUAUUGCCGGUAGAGACAUCACUUCAUUUGUCCAGCAACUUUUGCGUGAACGUGGUGAGACCAGUAUCCCACCCGAAGAUUCGUUGCGUGUUGCCGAAGCCAUCAAGGAAGAAUAUUCCUAUGUGUGCCCUGAUAUUGUCAAGGAAUUCAAAAAGUAUGAUCAGGAGCCCGGCAAGUACUUUAAGAAAUAUGAAGGUGUUCACAGUGUCACUGGUCGAGAUUACUCGGUUGAUAUUGGAUUCGAACGUUUCUUGGCUCCCGAAAUCUUCUUCAACCCAGAAAUUGCUAGCUCAGACUUCUUGACUCCUUUGCCAGAGGUUGUUGAUACUGUAAUCCAGACUAGUCCUAUUGAUGUCCGUAGAGGACUUUACAAGAACAUUGUCCUUUCUGGUGGAUCGACCAUGUUCAAGGACUUUGGCAAGAGAUUGCAAAGAGAUAUCAAGCGCACUGUUGAUUCACGUAUUCAGGCCAGCGAGACCUUGAGUGGUGGUGACAUGAAGGCCAAGCCAAUGGAAGUUAAUGUAAUUUCUCACAAGAAGCAACGCCAUGCUGUCUGGUUUGGUGGCAGUUUAUUGGCUUCUACUGCUGAAUUCUACAACUGUUGCCAUACAAAGGCCGAGUAUGAUGAGUAUGGUCCAAGCGCACUCCGUUACAACAGAGUUUUUGGUUCUAUGCUUUAAGAAAAUAUACGAUUAAUGACAAUAACAAGAAGAAGAAGAAGAAAAGAAAAUAAUGCAAAAAAAAAAGACAGUACACACACACACACACGCACACAUACUAUACACACAUAUGCAUAUAUGCACAUACGCACAUACGCACAUACGCACAUACGCAUAUAUACAUGUAUUAUAUACUUUGUGUUUCUGUGUGGGUGUGGGUGUGAAUAUAUCCAGACCUCUUCAAAGAAACCAUAAAAGAGAUAAGAAGAAAAAAUGAAAAAAAAUGAAAUGAAAUGAAACGAAAAAGAAAAGAAAAGAAAGCCAUUUAUUACCUUUAUUACCUUUAUUAUGUAAUGAGUUAGGGUUGUGUGUGUGUUUCUAAAGAGAUACUUAUACUCUAAAUGGAUAUUAUAUAAAUAUAUAUCUAUAUAUUAUGUUUUGAUAUAAAGUACAUUGUGUGAAUGCAUUUAAUUAUAUAUUAUAUAUUGAUUGAUUGAUUG
Messenger RNA from Phycomyces blakesleeanus NRRL 1555(-), 1927 nucleotides. RefSeq lists its product as hypothetical. The transcript has 8 exons. The record is from RefSeq and is a predicted model, not a curated record. Gene Ontology annotation, molecular function: actin filament binding. NCBI's taxonomy places the organism in Eukaryota, Fungi, Mucoromycota, Mucoromycetes, Mucorales, Phycomycetaceae. Bases 156 to 1448 code for a protein of 430 amino acids. Gene Ontology annotation, cellular component: Arp2/3 protein complex; actin cortical patch. Gene Ontology annotation, biological process: Arp2/3 complex-mediated actin nucleation.